AUGAAUACCGGAUCAAUCCCUCGCCUUCCCGACCCGAAUGAGACGGCAUACAAUUGCGGAAAGUGCAACCGGCCGGAUGAGGACGAAAGCCAGAUGGUGUUCUGCGAUAACUGCCAACGGUGGUAUCAUUUCGGCUGUCAAGGAGUGACGUCGGAUAUACAGGAAGACCAUGACUGGGUAUGUAGCGAUUGUUCUGGUGAUCAAGGAGGAAGGACCCCUGAUGACCCGGAGGAAAGAGAGCUGCUUGAAGCGGAAAAGUCCAUUGCUCUAGAGCGAGAACGUUUGUCAGCCUUAAUAGAAAAGAAGAAGCGGGUGGCAAGUAUGAGGUUGAAGUUAGAAAUAGAGAAGAGGGAAGCACUAUGGCAGUUAGAGAAGCAGGAGUUAGAGGCCAAAGCCGUUGCAGUAGAAGAAUUCAAUGAAAAGAAAAGGGCAGAAAAGGAGAAGUUACAGCGUAGAAUAGAUAAGGCUCUGUCAGAACGCGCGGAAUUGGAGAACGAGGAAAGUUCGAUACGCUUCUGCAAGAAGACGUCCACUCCAAUGGUACGAAUGGGAGAAGUAGGCGAAAAAUCGAAGAUUUCGAAAGUCAAAGCUAAUGCGGUUCGCGAAAAAGUGGUUGAUACCGAUGCGACAUCAGAAAGUGAAAGUGAAAGUAAAAGUGAUGGUGAUACAAGUGAUGCAAGUGCGAAAAUGGAACUAGUACCAACAAAGGCUCAACUAUCGGCGCGACAGUUCCUGGCUAGGCGGUUGCCGACGUUCACCGGGAAUCCGGAAGAGUGGUCAAUCUUUAUUUCCAGUUACGAGACGACAACAAAAGCGUGCGGUUUCUCCAAUCUCGAAAACUUAGUUCGACUGCAGGAAUGUCUGAAGGGAGCGGCACUGGACGCAGUAGGAUCGCGACUUUUACUGCCUCAGUUUGUGCCGAAGGUAAUUCAAGAGCUUCGUGAGCAGUUUGGACAACCGGAGCAGAUUUUGGAGACCCUGUUAGUGAAGGUGAGAUCCGCCGAUGGACCGAAAGCGGAAAGGCCAGCGACGUUCAUCACAUACGGUCGACUUGUUCAACAGCUUUGUGACCAUAUGGAAGCAACCCACUUGGAAGACCAUCUGACGAAUCCGUUAUUGAUCAGUGAAUUGGCGAAGAAGCUUCCAGCGAGUACGAAGAUGGACUGGAUUCGUUUCAAACGAAAUGAAAUUAGUGGCAGGAAGAAGGUAACACUACGUACCAUGGCUGACUUUUUAUCCGAGAUAGUUUCGGUGGCAACAGAGGCAGUAAACUUGGUGGACGGACAAGCAAGUAGCAGUCGCGCGCCCAAUCCGGAGCGUAACCGAGAGCGUAACAAACCCAAGCAGCAUGGAGUGUACGUGAACGUUCACAACGAAGAUGAAAAGGUUCCACAAGAAGAUGAACCGCAGAAACGAAUCCCAUGUGCGAUGUGUGGUGAAACAAAUCACAGAUUGCGUAACUGUGACGAUUUUUUGAAGCUUGAACCAGCCCAGCGAUUGAAAGCAGUAGAUAGGUGGGAGCUUUGCAGAAGCUGCCUCAAUGCACAUGGUGAUGCGAAAUGUAAGAUCAACAUCCGCUGCAAAGUAGCAAAUUGUCAAGGAUUGCACAACACACUUUUGCAUCAACUCCCCGUGCACUCUACCUGUAAUAUGCAUAACAGCAUUCUUCCUUCGUCGGUGAUCUUCCGUGUUGUUCCAGUGACGGUGUACAACGGUUCCAAGACACUUAGCAUACUAGCGUUCUUGGACGAAGGUUCAUCGUACACACUUAUCGAAGCUUCGGUAGCAGAGGAGUUGGGUUGCGGUGGAGUUGUACAGCCAUUACGCGUAUCGUGGACUGCUGGGAUGACAAGACUGGAAAGAGAUUCGAAGAUAGUGAAUUUGUCGGUAUCAAGUGUGGGGUCAACCCAGAAAAGCGCAUUGCGGGGAGCUCACACGGUGAGAGAAUUGGGGUUGCCGAAACAGACUAUGCGUUUUGCUGAAUUUGCUGAAGGUUAUGAACAUCUACAAGGCCUCCAGGUGGCUGACUACCCGAUGGAAACACCACGCAUUUUGAUUGGGCUUAAACACCUACAUCUAUUUGCCCCUCUAGAGUCUCGAAUUGGGAACCCGGGUGAGCCUAUAGCUGUGAGAUCAAUGCUGGGAUGGACGGUGUACGGCCCACAAGAAAAAAUAUCUUCUGAGUCAACCUUUGUCGGUCAUCACACAUGUACUAGUGUGUCCAACGAAGACUUGUAUCGUCUUCUAAAGUCGCAUUACGUAUUGGAAGACUCGGCUGUUUUGGUGGACUUGGUACCAGAGUCAAGGGACGACCGCAGAGCCAGAGAGAUCUUGGAGAAAACAACAGUUCGAGUCGGUGAUCGAUUCCAAUGUGGAUUACUGUGGAAAGAAGAACACACUCUGUUUCCAGACAGUUUUUCUAUGGCAGAGAAGCGAAUGAAGAGCCUCGAGAAACGUUUAGCUAAAAAUCAAGAGUUACAGCAGAACGUUCACAAACAGAUGAGUGACUACAUAGAAAAGGGGUAUUGUCACAAAGCUACACCACAGGAACUCCGGUCAACAGAGCGACACAAGGUGUGGUAUUUGCCGUUGAACAUUGUGUUGAAUCCAAGGAAACCAGGAAAAGUUCGACUAGUUUGGGAUGCCGCAGCUGCAGUCAACGGUGUUUCUCUCAAUGCGACAUUGUUGAAGGGUCCAGAUUUACUAGUCUCCCUGCCGUCAGUCAUAAGUCAGUUUCGAGAACGAAGAAUUGGUUUUGGAGGUGACAUUCGUGAGAUGUUCCACCAAAUACGCAUUCGCCCAGAGGAUCGUCAAGCGCAACGGUUUUUAUUUGGCGGAGAAGUGUACGUGAUGGACUGCGCUAUUUUUGGAGCGACGUGUUCGCCUAGUCAAGCACUUUAUGUUAUGAAUAAGAAUGCAAGUGAGUUUUCCGAAAGUUAUCCAGAGGCAGCCAGCGCAAUAGAGAAGAAGCAUUAUGUGGACGAUUACUUCGAUAGCGUUGAUUCCACAGAGGAGGCAAUAUGCCGUGCAAAAGAAGUACGAGACAUUCAUGCUCGUGGUGGUUUCCAAAUCCGAAACUGGGUUUCCAAUUCAGAAGAGGUACUGAUGCAACUUGGAGAACGACAAGAUAAUCAGGAGAUUCACUUUCAUCGAGACAAAGAAACGGAAUACGAGCGUGUGCUGGGGAUUGUAUGGAAUACGAAGCAGGACGUGUUCACAUUUUCCACCAAAGUGAAAGACGAGCUACAACCGUAUUUAACGGGCGGACAUCGACCAACGAAACGGAUCGUAUUGAGCUGUGUCAUGAGCUUUUUCGAUCCUCUUGGACUGCUGGCGGUAUUUACGAUCCACGGUCGUAUCAUUGUGCAGGAUCUUUGGCGAAGUGGUUGCGACUGGGAUGAGGAAAUCGACGACGAAGCGUUGGUAAAGUGGAGUCGGUGGACGGCGUGCUUGACAGAUGUUGAAAUGGUAGAGAUUCCCCGAUACUAUUUCAGCGACGCCAUAGCACUCAAUUAUGGUUCGUUGCAACUACACAUUUUCGUAGACGCUAGUGAGAAUGCGUACGGAGCAGUCGGCUACUUCCGAAUUCUUACCGGUAGAGAUCCUUGUUGCGCCUUAGUUCAAGCACGUUCUAAAGUUGCUCCCAUAAAACCACAUUCUAUUCCUCGAUUAGAGUUGAUGGCAGACGUGUUGGGCGCUCGACUAAAGGAUACAAUUUUGGAGAGUCAUAACUUCGAAAUCAAGAAAGUGUACUUCUGGACUGAUUCAAGGACUGUACAAUCGUGGAUUAAGUCGGAUGCCCGAAAAUAUCGUCAAUUUGUGGCGUUCAGGAUCGGCGAUAUUUUGUCGCGAACAAAGACGUCGGAUUGGAGGUGGAUCUCCACGAAGCUCAACGUUGCGGAUCAUCUUACGAAGUGGUCAAGAGGAUCGUCGUUAGAAGCGGAUGGUGCAUGGUUGAAAGGACCAGCGUUUUUACACUUACCCGAGAGCGAGUGGCCAGUUGACAAUAGUGUAGAACCAAAUGAUCCAGAAGAACUUCGAGCAACAUGUUUGUUCCAUAAAACUGAAGCUGUAUUUCAACUAAUUGAUCCAUCCCGUAUUUCGAAAUGGAAUGUAUUAGUGAGAUGUGUGGCCUGCGUGAUCAGGUUUAUUUCGAAUCUUCGAAGAAAGGCUAAAGGCUUGGCCAUCGAAACACUUCGUUCUCUUCCGAGGAUGAAGUAUACAAGGAAAGUACAUGCAGUGCGGGUGUGUCUGCAAAGAGACGAGUUCCAACGAGCGGAAGAAGUGCUGUGGCAACAAGUGCAGAUGGAAGCGUUUGAAGAUGAAGUUCGUAUUCUGCGGAUUAUGCGAGACAACAAGGGCGAAUGCAAGGAGAAGAUUGAGAAGAGAAGUCCGUUGUACAAAUUGUCACCAAUUCUGGAUGAAAAUGAUGUAGUGCGUGUGGAAGGUCGAACAGCACAGGCUGAGUUCCUGCCGUUCGAAAUGCGAUUCCCCAUAAUUCUUCCUAAAGGACAUAUGAUCACGACGCGGCUAAUCGAGCACUACCACGGACGACUUGGUCAUGGGCAUCGGGAAGCUGUCGUAAAUGAAUUGAUGCAGAGAUUUUGCAUUCCGAAAAUACGGGCUGAGGUUUCGAGAGUAAUGCGCAACUGUGUAUGGUGUAAGGUGUAUAAAUGCAAACCAACCGUGCCAAGGAUGGCACCUCUCCCAGUGCAACGAGCAACUCCGUUCCUUCGUCCUUUUACAUACACAGGUGUAGAUUUCUUCGGUCCUAUUUCGGUCGUCAUCGGCCGGCGAAGUGAAAAACGAUGGGUAUCACUGUUUACUUGCCUCACGACAAGAGCGAUACAUUUGGAGGUCGCCAGAAGCCUUUCAACAGCAUCUUGCUUAAUGGCGAUCCGACGAUUCGUAUGUCGAAGAGGAUUUCCAAUUGAGUUUUUCUCGAAUAAUGGCACCAACUUUGUAGGAGCAAGCAAGGAGAUUAUCAAGGCUAUCAAUGAAGAAUGCAGUGAAAAUUUGACAAGUUCGAGAACUAGGUGGAAUUUCAAUCCACCAGCAGCUCCUCACAUGGGAGGAAUAUGGGAGCGGUUAGUCCGGUCGGUAAAAGCGGUGUUAGCAGAGCUUGACGAUGGAAGAUCACUUUCGGAUGAAGUAUUGGAGACAGUAUUGGCUGAGGCGGAGAGGAUGAUCAAUUCAAGACCCUUGACAUUUGUGUCCAAAGACAAUAUGGAGCCAGAAGCCCUGACUCCAAACCACUUCCUUCUCGGAUAUCCAUCGUGUGGUAGAGAAAUGCGGUUGCCAUCCGGCAAUGAAGCGAAAGGGUUACGGGAUCAGUACGAGCGGUCACAAGUGCUUACCGAUAAACUAUGGAAUCGGUGGAUAAAAGAGUAUUUGCCAACAAUAAAUUUGAGGUCCAAAUGGCAAGAAGAUCAAGGCCCUAUCAAGGUUGGUACUCUGGUGUAUAUGGCGGAUGAAGAAAACCGGAAGAGUUGGAUCCGAGGCGUCGUCGAUGAAAUCAUCAAGGGAGCUGAUGGAAGAGUCAGGCAAGUUGUGAUUCGAGCUGGUGGAAAGCGGUAUAGGCGAGCAGUAGCGAAGAUUGCGGUGCCUGAGAUAAGUGACGAAACACCUGGCUUGGUUUAA
Messenger RNA from Aedes albopictus (Asian tiger mosquito), 5640 nucleotides. RefSeq lists its product as uncharacterized. Gene Ontology annotation, molecular function: nucleic acid binding. The record is from RefSeq and is a predicted model, not a curated record. The transcript has a single exon. The coding region runs from base 1 to 5640 and encodes 1879 amino acids. Lineage: Eukaryota; Metazoa; Arthropoda; Insecta; Diptera; Culicidae. Gene Ontology annotation, biological process: DNA integration.